Messenger RNA from Colletotrichum orchidophilum, 1131 nucleotides. RefSeq lists its product as uncharacterized. The record is from RefSeq and is a predicted model, not a curated record. NCBI's taxonomy places the organism in Eukaryota, Fungi, Ascomycota, Sordariomycetes, Glomerellales, Glomerellaceae. The transcript is spliced from 2 exons. The coding region runs from base 1 to 1131 and encodes 376 amino acids.
AUGCACUCCAUUCUUUCAUCGGGCUUGACGGGCCUUGCCGUCUUGGCAUUUGUUGCCUCCGCAUUUCCUUUCCAGUUAUCAGAAACGGAGAACUGUGGAGCUGUAAGUGGCACAUUCGAAAUCGAGAACUACAAGCUCUAUCCAGAAAAUCUUGAUUGGGACCCUAUUCACUGCAAGCUCUAUAUAAGCGCCAACUUCAACUCUACAGUCCUUGUCUACGAUCCUUACAAGGCAACCUACGACAUCCUGACUUUCGACGGUAUCACUGGCGUAGACCCCUACCACGUAUCCGGCAUUGACUAUGACGCGACAACCGAAUCCAUCCUCUUCUCUGCCAACAGCGGAGAACCUUUUGCGACUUCUGACCGGAAUAUGACUGGCGGCAACAAGGUCAUCCGCUGGGAUACCAACACCAACUCGGCCGCGUACACGGCAGACUUGGCAGAUUUCACGUCCAAGCUGGCCAUCGGCAACAUGACCGGCGGAGGAUACCAAGACUUUGCAGAGGACAAGAACGGCAAUGCCUACGUUCCCUCUUCGUUCCAUAUCCCUGCCAUCGCCAAGAUUACCAAGGCCGGCGAAGUGUCGAGCUGGUACAUUGGCGAGCCGAGCUCGUCUAGCAAGUACAUGUACCUCGGCAUCAUAUUCAACGAGGCCUCCAACAAGCUCAUCAUCACCGCACCCUACCUCGGCACAUUCCUCUCUUUUGACGUCGGUUCGUCCAGCCCGGCACCCACCAACAUCAGCAUGGCCUGGCCUGCGGACGGAUCCUAUACCGCCAGCGAUCUUGGUUGCGAUGGCCUGCUGAACCCCGCCCGCUACAACCGCAGUAUCUUGUUGUGCUCUGAGGAUGCGCUGCAAGCCAUCACUCUCUGGGCCACCAAAGAUGGAUUCGAGUCGGUUCAAUACAUUGGCAAGGUUGCGGACAACUCGACUGUUGACAUUGCGACGUGGGCGUCGCCGACUGCUACUGUGCAGCUUGGAAACAACAUUUACAUCUCGCACGAGUACUUCCACGAUCUGAACGAGUUUGACGUCGCCGGCGACCGUUCUACCUUCCCGUUCGUGGAUGCCACUGCUGACUUUGACAAGUUGGUUUUGGCUGCUGGCUACGACGUCACGGACUCCUGA